AUGGUUCUUGUAGCAAAUAUCCUUCAUAGUGUUGGGGUUAUGUGGGACGGGCCAGCAGACGAUGACCCAGAAGUCGUCAGUUAUCAUCGACCAUUAGACAAAGCAACUAUCAAGCUCAGUCAACAGAACAAGGAGCUUGGAAAGCAAAAUGAGGCUCUUGCAAAAGAAAAUCCUGAUCUGAAAGGACUCCUCAAAGCUCAUGGAAUUUCAUGGCUUGCGGGGCCUGGCUCCGGCACAAUCUUUCCAUCCUCAAUUCUACCUGCUCGUUCGAGUGGAAACUUGCCAAAUGAACUACAACUUCGCAUGCUCAAAUAUGCCUUUCAAUUAGCCUACCCAAUAAUCGACCCAGGAGUUAAAAUCCUUGAGUCUAAUGUCACCGAGUCAGAGCAUAACGAGUAA
Sclerotinia sclerotiorum 1980 UF-70 is the source of this 399-nucleotide messenger RNA. RefSeq lists its product as hypothetical. Bases 1 to 399 code for a protein of 132 amino acids. NCBI's taxonomy places the organism in Eukaryota, Fungi, Ascomycota, Leotiomycetes, Helotiales, Sclerotiniaceae. The record is from RefSeq and is a predicted model, not a curated record. The transcript has 2 exons.